This is a messenger RNA of Thamnophis elegans (Western terrestrial garter snake), 2848 nucleotides long. Its product is annotated as tubulin polyglutamylase TTLL13-like. Gene Ontology annotation, cellular component: cilium. Gene Ontology annotation, molecular function: tubulin binding; tubulin-glutamic acid ligase activity. The record is from RefSeq and is a predicted model, not a curated record. The transcript has 16 exons. Gene Ontology annotation, biological process: protein polyglutamylation; microtubule cytoskeleton organization. The coding region runs from base 92 to 2776 and encodes 894 amino acids. Lineage: Eukaryota; Metazoa; Chordata; Lepidosauria; Squamata; Natricidae.
UCCUGGUCGGCAUGGAGACCGCGUCGCGGCCCGAGGGAGCCUCAGGCGCCGCCUCUGUGCCAGGAGAGCCGCCGGGCUCGGGCCCGAGAGGAUGAAGAUCGGCCGAGAAGAGAGCAGCGAGUCCGAGAACGAGAGCGACGAGGAGGACGAGGAAGAGGAGGACGGCGGCCUGUCGGACGAGUCUGCCAACGAAUGCUUGAAGAGGCCGGAGGCCGAGCGGAAGGAUCCUCCGCGCGCCUCCCCUCCAGACAGAGGCCCAGAGCCCGGCCGGGAACAGCCCGGGGCCGGCCCGGAGGAACCCACGGCGGAGGAGGCCGAGCCGGAGGAGCCCCGGCCGAAAAGGAAGAGGAGGCACCGGCUGCUUUCCAUCAACCUCGCGAACUGCAAAUACGAAAGCGUUAGGCGUGCUGCUCGGCGCUGUGGCCUGAAAGAAGUGGGGGAGGAUGAGGAGUGGACUGUUUACUGGACUGACUGCUCAGUUUCACUGGAGCGUGUCAUGGAAAUGAAGAGGUUCCAGAAAAUCAACCAUUUUCCUGGCAUGGCCGAGAUCUGCCGCAAGGACCUGCUGGCCCGCAACCUCAACCGGAUGCUGAGGCUCUUUCCUAAGGAGUACUGCAUCUUUCCUCGCACCUGGUGUUUGCCAGCUGACUAUGGGGACUUCCAAGCCUAUGGACGAAUGAGGAAGAACAGGACGUACAUUUGCAAGCCGGACAGUGGCUGCCAGGGGCGGGGCAUCUUCAUUACCCGGAACCCUAAGGAAAUAAAGCAUGGCGAGCACAUGAUCUGCCAGCAGUAUAUUACUAAGCCCUUCCUCAUUGAUGGCUUUAAGUUUGACAUGCGCAUUUAUGUCUUGGUCACUUCCUGCGACCCCCUGAAGAUCUUUGUCUAUGAGGAGGGGCUGGCCCGCUUUGCCACCAUGAGGUACAUCGAGCCCAACAGCAGCAACCUGGAUGAUAUCUGUAUGCACUUGACCAACUAUGCCAUCAACAAGCAUAAUGAGAAUUUUGUGCGGGAUGACAACAUGGGCAGCAAGAGGAAGCUGUCCACCUUGAACACUUGGAUGCGGGAGCAUAGCUAUGACACAGCUGAACUGUGGCGGGACAUUGAGGACAUCAUAAUCAAAACGCUCAUUGCUGCUCACCCAGUUCUGAAGCACAACUAUCGCACUUGCUUCCCCAACCACAUCUCUGGUUGUGCCUGCUUUGAGAUUCUGGGUUUCGACAUCCUCCUUGAUCGGAAACUCAAACCGUGGCUUCUGGAGGUCAACCAUUCUCCCAGCUUUACCACAGACUCACGUCUGGACCGGGAAGUGAAGGAUGCCUUACUCUGUGAUGCUAUCAAUCUCAUCAACCUGCGGGCCUGUGAUAAGAAGAAGGUGCUGGAAGAAGACAAGAGGCGGGUGAAGGAGCGCCUUCUGCAGCCCCACCAGCAGCCCCGAGAGGCCAGGCGUGAACAGAUGGAGAACAGCCAGGCCGCCUGGCUGGCCCAAGCAGAGAAGUACGAGAACAGUCACCUGGGCCACUACCGGCGCAUCUUUCCCUCACAUGGCACUGAAAAGUACAGCCCUUUUUUCAAGCACAGUGGAUCCCUCUUCCAAGAGACGGUAGCCUCCAAGGCCAGAGAAGAGUGUGCCAGGCAGCAGCUGGAGGAGAUCCGUCAGAAGCAGGAGCAGAGGGAGAACACAGCUGGGAAGAAGAAACGGGAAGUGAAGGAGAGCUUGCAGGGGGAGUCGGCUGGAGAGAAGGCUCAGGAGAAGAGCAAGGGCAAGGCUGCCCUCACCCGAAUGGCGUACAGCCACAGCAAGACCUGGAGCCCCAAGAUGGCCUCCUUACAGUAUGACAGCAUGACUCCCCAAGCCAUAGUGGAGGAAGAAGAAGUCGAGAGAGUCAAGGCCCUCCUGCGGCGAGAAAACCUCAUCCGGGGGCUUGGCAUUGUUGACCAGCUGACCCGCCUGUUGCGCAGCGCCGAGCCAAAGUCUGUGGAAGUCCAGAGGCCCCACAUCAAUGUCUCUGAAUGCCAGCCGCACUUUCUCCAGGAUGUGUUCAACAACCACAACACCCAGGACCUGAUGACCCUUGUCCCCCUCUCCCUCCUGAGGGGUUCAGCUCAGGAGCUCGGCCGCCAGAUCCUGCAGCAGCAACCCACAGCACGAGUCCAGCUGCUGGGAAACCAAGGCUUCAUCCCAACGAUCCUGGGAGCCCUCUCGGGCCUUGGCCCCCCUCGCGAGCCACAACUCCACUUCCAGCCACCCAGGAACCUCAGCUGGCUGGGCACAGCCAUGGUGGGCGAACCUUGCACUCUGGCACGGAUGCUGAAAGCAGGAGGGCAGCGCUUUGCCAGUGCCAAGAAUAAAGCAGAAGGCAACAGAGUUGCAUCGAGCAAGAGACCUCUGUACCUGAGCCCCAGCUCCCUGAAUUGCCUCUCCCACCCUCGAAACGUCGCAGGCACCAUAUACAGCAGCUUCCCCUUCCCAUCUGUUGCAGCUCCUCUCAACCAUGCUGCCCUGCAAGGACUGGCCAUCAACUCGGCUUCAGCCCCCCUCAUCCGGCGCGGGAGUCCCCAUCGUGCCACCACUGUGGCUGCUAUGCAUUCCAGCCAAGCCAGCCGUUCUCCCAAAAACUUCCACCUCUGCAGAGCCGUGUUUCCCCUCCAGCUAACAGCAAGUUCUGAGAACGGUUCUAUGCACUUGGGCUGCACCCCUCCUCUGCUCUCUCUGCAAGCCAGGUUCCCGCUGCAGAUGCCAGUCAGCCUGCCCAGGCCCUGGGACAAUUCAUGAGAAGCCCUGUGGGCUGGGAAGAGGUUUCUUUUGUAGCCAACUUUGUAUUAAAGUUUUAUACAGUUCUACCCA